This is a messenger RNA of Coregonus clupeaformis (lake whitefish), 621 nucleotides long. RefSeq names its product translocase of outer mitochondrial membrane 7 homolog (yeast) (gene tomm7). Bases 88 to 255 code for a protein of 55 amino acids. The record is from RefSeq and is a predicted model, not a curated record. Lineage: Eukaryota; Metazoa; Chordata; Actinopteri; Salmoniformes; Salmonidae. The transcript has 3 exons. Gene Ontology annotation, biological process: protein import into mitochondrial matrix. Gene Ontology annotation, cellular component: mitochondrial outer membrane translocase complex.
UGCCUCGCUUUACGGCCAUGCGUCGACUUUCGAUUUUUCACGUCCUUCAGAGCCAGAACCAGUGAAUCAACUAGCUACCUGUCUACCAUGGCGAAGCUCAGCAAAGAGACCAAGCAGCGGCUGCAGACGGUAUUCCAGGCCGGACAGUUCGUCAUCCGCUGGGGUUUCAUUCCCACGGUGCUCUACCUGGGUUUCGCCCGAGGGGGUGAUCCUGGUAUGCCGGAGCCCAACAUCCUGAGUUUGCUGUGGGGCUGAGGACAACCCUGACCCGGCCAAUCACCUCCUCCAAACAUGGUCAUGUGACUCCCAGCUGUCACCAUGGAAAUGGACGCCAUCUUUCCCUCACCAAUUUCUAUUUGGCCAAUAUAUUAUAGGAUGGUUGGAACUUUCUUUGUCACUACACUCAGUUUGGGUCGGAGACCUGAAGCUCUGAACACCAAAUGGCAUGAUGGACAUCUUAUUCUGAAACUGCACCUUUACUGCUGUGUGAUGGACCGUUUCGCUCUCAUUUAGUUUCCUCUCAGUUUGAAAACAUGUAAAACCUUGUUGUCUUGUCAUUUGGUCAUGGAUCUGUGUUUGUCUGUUUACUUUAAAUGAUCCUGUAUAAAAUGUCUGCCUGUU